CUUUGCCAGAUUCUUAUCAAUGGCUUCUCUGUUGGCCAGGAAGUGAUGUCCGGACGUGAAAAAUUCAGACUUGCAGCAUCCCACACAGAGAAAACUUUGUCUUCUUUUACAGUUGAGAUGGCGAAUCAAGUUGUGGUCGGGGGAGGGUUAGCCUGUGGAAGCAAACUUGAUUAGGUGCUUGCAGAAUAAAAGAACAACACAUUUCAGAUAGAAGAAAAUCCAGCUUCUGUAUGAAAAUAUAAAUAAAUAUGGUGACCUUCUACUCUAAUGCAUGUCUGCAUCGCUAGAUACGCCUUCUGAGCCCUGAUGUGGAGGAAUUUCUUCUUUCUGUGACCUACACAGUGAAGUCUGCAGUUCCAGGAAAAAAAAAAAAGGCAGGAACUAGCUGCAGAAUUUUUAUUGUUUGAAGAGAGAGAGAGAGAGAGAGAGAGGGAGAAAAAACACAUUUCUUUUAUCAGUUUUUUUCUUUUGAGAGGAUGCUUGCUGUCAGUGUAAAGAUGUGGAAUGUUCCCUUUUUUAAUGCCACCUUGGUAAUGGAAAUAUGGAAUGUUAAUGCAUAAACUCUGCAAAGUACAUCCCAUUGCAGUGCAAUGGGGUAGGAAGGAGGAGCGUACUUCUGAGCACUUCGUUUUAUGUCCUUUUUUCAUUUCUGGAGGCUUGGGAAUGAACCACCAUUAGCCGUGAUUUUUAAAGGCAUCUUGGAAAACAGCUCGGUUUAAAAUGAAGACAUUAAGAAUCCAUGAUACUGUUGAAGAACGAUGUUGCUCAUGUGGCAUUUUAUGGAUUACUUAUAAAAACAAACUAUACUAGAUGGAUUCUGAAGCAAAACAUAUGAAAGUGCCUCAUAAGAACUACAUACGUUUUGAAAAUUGGUUAUAGUGGUGUUUUGUUGACUUGGGGAACAGUCUUGGAAAGCUCAUGUUCCCUUUCCUGGAUUCUGCAGACUGAACUUACUUAGUACCUUUCUUUGCAGACGUAGGAGCUGAGAUGCUUCUGUUAUUGCUUCAACAUGUUCAGAAUAAGAACAGCUUGUAUUUAUGACCAGUUUGAAAUGGCCAAAAACUCAUAGGUCAGUUGUUAGUGAGUAUCUCUUAUUGAUACUGACAUGGGUGGCAGCAUCCGUUCAGAUGACUUUUACAUGCGCCGGUUCAGGGCACAGAAUGGCACUUCAGGGUCACCUGUCAUGUCACCGCUGGGUCCAACUCGCAGUGAAAGUACCCAGCAUCUCGGAUCUGCUCAUGCAGUCCCUAAAAUGGGAGUCAGAGCCAGGAUUGCUGACUGGCCUCCUCGAAAGGAUGCAUCCAAAGAUGGUACAAGGUCAUCACAUGAAGGUGAAUUGGCAAGUUCUCCAGAGAGUACGUCCAAUAAAAGUACCAGCCCUAGUAGUCAGUUUGGAUCCAGCACUCAGAGUUCAUCAGACUCUGCUAUGUUGAGGAGUAUUCAGAACACCCUUAAAAAUAAAAUUGAAAGUAUGGAUUCCAGGUUCCUUACACCAGAAGGAUACCCUAGCUCACCUCGAAAAGCCUUGCGCAGGAUUCGACAGAGGAGCAACAGUGACAUCACCAUAAGUGAACUAGAUGUGGAUGGGUUUGAGGAGUGUACAUCACCAGGCUUUAAAUGGGGGGCUCCUCUGCACAGGGUAUAUGGUAGUACCUCUUCUAUCGAUAAACAGGGAAUGUCAGGAGAGAGUUUCUUUGAUUUGCUGAAGGGAUACAAAGAUGAAAAGCCUGAUCAGAGAAGCCCUGCACCAGAAAAACUCAGUGAACUCUUAGCAUCUGGGAUCAGCAAGGCAUCAGAAUUCAGUAUUGAUAUUGUCGAUGGGGCUCACAGAGAGAGUCCAAAGUUGUUUAGGGACCGAGAUAAGCCUCUCAAGAGGCGUUCCAAGUCUGAAACUGGGGAUUCUUCAAUCUUCCGUAAGUUGCGCAAUGCCAGAACUGAAGGUGAUCUUGGAAAGUCCUCAGACUUUGAAGACAACAAGUCAGAGGACAGCAUCAGGCCUUGGGUGUGCCAGAAGUGCUUUGCCCAUUAUGAUGUGCAGAGCAUAUUGUUUGACCUGUAUGAAGUUGUAGUAAAUAGGCACAAUGUAAUUAAAAGGCGAAACACAACAACAGGAGCUUCUGCAGCUGCUGUGGCUGCACUUGUUUCAGGACCUUUGACUCACUCUGUAAGCUUUGGUUCACCCAUGGGCAGCACUGAAGACUUGAAUUCAAAAGAAAAUCUUAAUGCUGACCAUGGAGAUGACAAGAGCAAUGAACUUGUAAUGAGCUGCCCUUAUUUCCGUAAUGAAAUAGGAGGAACGGGAGAAGAAAGGAAGAUUAGCCUGUCUAAAUCCAUUUCUGGGUCCCUCAGCAGCAGCAGCAGCAGCAGCUGUGAAAGUACCUCGUUUGAGUCCUCUCUUAGUACUCAUUGCACGAAUGCUGGGGUGGCUGUUCUUGAAGUUCCAAAGGAAAACCUUGCAUUGCAUUGUGACCGAACAAAACGCUAUAUUAUUGAGCAUGUGGACCUUGGAUCAUAUUACUACCGGAAGUAUUUCUACCAAAAAGAACAUUGGAACUACUUUGGAGUGGAUGAGAACCUUGGACCAGUGGCAGUAAGCAUCCGACGUGAGCGGGUAGAUGAAAACAAAGAAAAUGGGCCACAAUACAACUAUCGUAUCAUCUUUAGGACUAGUGAGCUUUUAACAUUGAGGGGUGAGAUACUGGAAGAUGCCAUUCCAUCUGCAGCCAAGCACGGCACAGCACGUGGCUUACCGUUAAAAGAUGUCCUGGAAUUUAUAGUCCUAGAACUGAACGUCCACUGCCUCCGCUUAGCAUUCAACACUCCUAAAGUCACAGAACAGCUCAUGAAGCUUGAUGAACAAGGGCUCAGUUUCCAGUUAAAAGUUGGAAUUAUGUAUUGCAAAGCAGGACAGAGCACUGAAGAAGAAAUGUACAACAAUGAAUCUGCAGGUCCUGCCUUUGAAGAAUUUUUGCAGCUUCUGGGAGAACGAGUACGACUUAAGGGAUUUGAUAAAUACCGAGCUCAGCUGGACACAAAGACUGAUUCAACAGGUACCCAUUCCUUGUACACUACCUACAAGGAUUAUGAGAUCAUGUUCCAUGUCUCAACAUUGUUACCAUAUACACCAAACAAUAAACAACAGCUUCUGAGGAAAAGGCACAUUGGAAAUGACAUAGUGACAAUAGUGUUCCAGGAACCAGGAGCAGAGCCAUUCAGUCCAAAGAACAUCCGUUCUCACUUUCAGCAUGUUUUCAUUAUUGUGAAGGUACAGGACCCCUGCACAGACAAUGUAUGUUACAGUGUUGCUGUUGCAAGGUCCAGAGAUGUGCCUUCAUUUGGUCCACCCAUCCCCAAGGGAGUUACCUUUCCAAAAUCAUCUGUCUUCAGGGAAUUCUUACUGGUUAAGGUCAUCAAUGCAGAAAAUGCCACCCACAAAUCUGAAAAGUUUCGUGCCAUGGCCACAAGAACCCGCCAAGAAUACCUGAAAGACUUAGCUGAGAAAAAUGUAACCAGUACGCACAUUGACCCCUCAGGAAAAUUUCCCUUCAUCUCCUUGGCAACUAAGAAGAAGGAAAAAAGCAAGCCUUAUGCAGGGGCUGAACUGCAUAGUUUGGGUGCCAUUGUAUGGUAUGUUCAUGCUGAAGACUUUAGCAGUGCCUGUGAAAUUGACUGCCUUAUGGGAAUAUCCACUGAAUUUAUUGUUCUGAUUGAGCAGGACACACGACAGGUAGUGUUUAACUGUUCUUGUAGGGAUGUGAUUGGCUGGACUUCAGAUCCCACUACCAUAAAAAUAUUCUAUGAGAGGGGAGAUUGUAUCUCUGUAAGAAGUGUCAACAAUAACACAGAAGAUAUUGGGGAGAUUGUCAAACGGCUGGAGAUUAUGACAAAGGGCUGUGAAACAGUGGAGAUGACACUAAGAAGGAAUGGGCUUGGUCAGCUUGGGUUUCAUGUGAACUAUGAAGGAAUUGUGGCCGAUGUGGAGCCUUAUGGAUAUGCUUGGCAGGCAGGAUUGCGACAAGGAAGCAGGCUGGUUGAGAUCUGUAAGGUUGCUGUGGCAACACUUUCUCAUGAACAGAUGAUUGAUCUGUUAAGAACUUCGGUGACAGUUAAAGUUGUGAUCAUCCCUCCACAUGAUGACAGCUCCCCUCGUAGGGGGUGCACUGAAAUGUAUCGACUGCCUCUAAUGGAGUACAAGAUGAACAAUGAAGGAGGUUCUUAUGACUUUAAAUUCCCUUUCAAGAACAACAGUAAAUGGCAGCGCAGUUCAUCUAAGACCCAGUCCCCUCCACAAUCACAUGGAUCAGGGCAUUCAACCUCCAGGGCCGCUUCUGUUGGUGCCAAAACCCCACAACAUGAACGAGGAUCACAUAUGCCACGCAGUGUCUCGAGUGAUGGUCGUCCUCUGGAUAGCAGUAAAAGGUUGUCCCCUGGCUUGGAUACUUAUGUCUCUGUGUCAUCAGUUGCUGUUGGAAGGCCUCAGCCAUGUCGAAAUUCUCCCAGCAACCUUUCCUCUUCCAGUGACACUAGCUCUGGUGGUGGAACACACAGGAGACAGAAGUCAAUGCCUGAAGGAUUCCUUGUUCAUCGAAGAUCUCCUGCUUCGUUCGACAGGCAGAGCACCACCGACACCAUGGGAAGUGGAAAAUCCACCCCCUGCUGGCAGCGAAGUGAAGAUGGAAGCAUUGACCGGAAUCAAACAGAACCUUCAUGUCAUCUCCCAGCUGUAUCUAAGGUACUAUCUGGCUUCAGAGAGAGUCCAUCUGGAAGGCUGUCUAAGCAGGAGACAGGGAUUCACCUAUCACCAAACAAACAGGGACAGACUGAAACCCAGUAUUCAAGUCACUCCAGCAGCAAUACGUUAUCCAGCAAUGCAUCUAGUGUACACAGUGAGGAAAAAUGGUAUGACAGUGGAGACCGUGUAGAGACUGAUUUAAAUAGCUACUGCUACCUUCAGGGAACGUCUGCCGACAGUGGUAUUGAUACUACAUCAUAUGGUGCUACCCACAGCAGUGCACCUUCAUUGGCAGCAACGGCUUCACCACGAUCGGUUGUCAUGAAGGAAAAAACAUCACCAUGGCAGGCGUCGUUAGAAGGUGGGUCCCUCCCUAGCAGGAGUGGAGAGAAGUCAUCACACUCUGCCGAAAGAAGGGCAGAAAUCACAUUAAAUCUCAGUAUGGAACCUCUAAAUAAAGGCCGUCCGUCAUCUAGUCCACUAACACGAGACAGCAGUGUUUACAGCCUGAAUGAACCCGGGUCCCAAACCAGUACCAUGAAUUCUCGGCACUCUGCCAGUCCAGUAGUCUUCGGUUCUUCCAGAACAUCACCUAAGGAUGAGCCUCGCUCUCCUACGUCACUUCUGUUUGCUUCUUCAGGUCCCAGGAGCUUCUAUCCUCGACAGGGAGCUACAAGCAAAUAUUUGAUUGGCUGGAAGAAACCAGAAGGCACUUUUAACUCUGUAGGAUUUAUGGACACCAGAAAGAGACAUCAGAGUGAUGGCAGCGAUAUAUCUCAAACACGGCUACGUGCAUCAGUGCGCGACUUACGGUCCCCACAGAGGAUGGCCAAGUCAACAAUUGAAGAAGAGCUGAAAAAGUUGAUUGACCUGGAUAGCCCCCUACCAGAGGUGGACAAAGAUUUUAAGUCAUCUUUUCCUGGUACCCCAACUUCAAGGAGACCCAUUCACAGGACACUUUCAGAUGAGAGCAUCUACAGUGGACAAAGGGAUCCUUCGUUCUCAAACUCGCGUUCUUCGUUACUUGAUCAAGUCUCACCAAAUGAUGUUCUGUUUAGUAGUGCUUCCCUUCGUAGACGUGGCCCCAUCCGGAGGCCGUCUUACACCUUAGGAGUGAGAUCUCUACAUGGGGAACUUUCUGCUUCAGAUACUUCCCUUCCAGAUAUCCCUGAGCGGAGAAAGGAUUCGUUGCCCGACCCAGGUCUUAUGCCCCUUCCUGACACUGCUUCUGGCCUUGAAUGGGCAAAUUUGGUUAAUGCUGCAAAGGCAUUUGAAGUUCAGAGAGCUUCAUUCUUUGCUUCUACAGAUGCUACUCACAGCCCGGAGAGUCCUGCUACUGCAAGCAAGCCGUUGGACAGUCAGACAUCACCACAGGACAAGCCUUAUACUACAGAUGAUGAUGCACCCUCCACACUAGCGACCAAGGUGAGGCAACUGGAGACCAUGUUGAAGAGGCUACAGGAUGACCUUAAGAAGGAAAAAGACGACAAAUUAAACCUUCAAGCUGAGGUUCAACAGCUAAGAGAGGACAAUGUACGUCUGCAAGAGGAAUCGCAAACUGCAUCGGCAAAGCUGAAAAAAUUCACAGAGUGGGUUUUUAAUACAAUUGACAUGAACUAACAGAGCAUUUGUCUAAGGGAAACUGCAGAAAUUCUGUUGUAAAUAUCUUUUGUGAAAUUUAGCUUUAUUAGUACAUAUUACAGAAAAAAAGACAGGGAGCACUUUCCUCUACAAAAGAGAUUUUUUUGAUCAAGAUAUGUUGAUAUUUUAUAAAAAAAUAAAGAAGAAAAAAGAUGACUGCUAUAAUGUGAAUGAAUGUCUUUUUGGUUUUUUGCACAUUAUCUAUUUUGUACAAAAUGAUAAAAAAUUGAAACCACUUUCUUGCUCUGAUGCCCCCUUUUCCCCAUAUAAUUAAUUGUAUAAUUCAUUGUCUUCUAAGUUGUGUGACAGAAAUAUUAAAGUAGUUUAAGAGUAA
Molecule: messenger RNA, 6707 nt
Organism: Protopterus annectens (West African lungfish)
Lineage: Eukaryota; Metazoa; Chordata; Ceratodontiformes; Protopteridae
Gene: SIPA1L1
Product: signal induced proliferation associated 1 like 1
Exons: 21
Coding region: 1106-6352 (1748 amino acids)
Biological process (GO): regulation of small GTPase mediated signal transduction; activation of GTPase activity
Cellular component (GO): cytoplasm
Molecular function (GO): protein binding; GTPase activator activity
Source: RefSeq, a predicted model, not a curated record